CUGAGACAAAUUCGGCGUGAGAGCAAGUGAUCGUCGCUUGGCUUAUUAAGUUGGAUGUCUACAUGGAAAUAUUAUGGAGGUGAUGAUUUUGAUACUAGCGACGAUUUUGAUACUAGCGACGAUAAUACUCUACGGAGACUUAUCAUAGUGUUACUGUUACCCCAAGCGUCCGAUGCCUAAGAUAAACAUGGUGGCGACGUCAGACUGGGUUCACUGUCAUCACUUUUGGAUAGGCGCACCUCCAUAUGCGGUUGCGCUCAGCCCCGAUGUCUCACCUGCAAGCCCAACUGCAGCCAGUGAGUGGACUGACAGUCUGACGCGGCGGCGGCGACGGUGACUUUCGGCGCCCAAAAGGAUCACCACCGUCGUCUACGGGAACGAAUGUGCUCCGUUGUGGCGUCUGGGCGGAAAGCCAUGUCUAAUCUGCUCCCUGGCACACGCGAGAGAGUCUUGGUCCCGUUUGGGAUGCCGCCUGGAGGCGAGCCAAAUUACCGGCGGGGCGAUUCACGCUUCCAGUCCGGGGUCGAGCAGAGGCAGAAAGAAACAAGCCAUUGGCGUCCGCCUCCCCGGAAAGGGGACUUGGGGAGCAGCUACGGAGCAGUUCCAGGGCGCGAUGAAGAAUUCCAGUUGUACGAUGCGGUGAGAGGGGCGCCCCCGGCAUUGGAUGAGGUGAGUCGAGGUGAGGCGAGGAAAGGGAUGCAGCGCGUCCCGCGGACAUGGAUGAUAAUACUUAGCGUGGGCUGCCAUCGCCUCACAUCGCCUCACAUCGCCUCCAGAGUCACUACCGAGCCAUCGUACAUAGUGCGUACAUACAUGGGACGUGACAGAGCCCCGUCCGGCCCUCACAACAUGCUGGGUGGACGCAUGACACUCGCUGAUGGAGUCGCUGGCUGCACGGGGUGGGCGACCACAUGCCGGCCUGGGCCAGCUCAUUGGAGCGGCGGCCAUCGUGAGGUGUGUACGGAAGCCGGAGAGGCCAUCGUGAUUGGGGGCAUGGCGGCGGCGAGACACGGCCCAGCUGUUGCGAACCGCCGGUUCUCAGGUACUUGGACCUCGUUAAGGCCGGCGAGGGAUGACAGACCGCCGGUGUGUGGUGUUUGUUAUCGCGACAUGGCGGGGUGGCUGCGAUCUGGAGCUGUCCAAGUGCAGGUAAUGGGUACGCAAGUGCGUGCGAGGUGCGUGUGAGAGCAGCGUGCCAUUGGUGGUGUCGUGAUCCAAAAGGAUGUGCCCCCCCCCGGUGUUAG
Ilyonectria robusta is the source of this 1244-nucleotide messenger RNA. RefSeq lists its product as uncharacterized. The record is from RefSeq and is a predicted model, not a curated record. Lineage: Eukaryota; Fungi; Ascomycota; Sordariomycetes; Hypocreales; Nectriaceae. Bases 382 to 1185 code for a protein of 267 amino acids. The transcript has a single exon.